Molecule: messenger RNA, 2657 nt
Organism: Gasterosteus aculeatus aculeatus (three-spined stickleback)
Lineage: Eukaryota; Metazoa; Chordata; Actinopteri; Perciformes; Gasterosteidae
Gene: tssc4
Product: tumor suppressing subtransferable candidate 4
Source: RefSeq, a predicted model, not a curated record
UCUCGGACAAAGGAGCAGUGUGUGGGGACGUGGCCUCCUCAGUGUGAUUUUAUCAAGCUGUUCGUGAGUCGUUUUGUUAAAAUGUGUGAUCAGAAAAAUGGUGGAGAGACACUAAACAGGGAGGAUGAGGAUGAGCUUUCGGCCAGUGAUGAAUCUGAGCCUGAAGAACUACCCAGCAGUGCUCCCUUUGACCCAGAGCUGGACGACGACGACGACGACGACGAUGAUCACGAUGGCGGGGAGGUUAAUAUUUUCACUCCUGCUCCUGGUCACAGAGCUCAGACUCCAUUCAAUCUGAGAGGAGGGAGCUCAGCUUUCUCCAACCGCAGCCACAGCAUCUUUGAAUGCCUGGACAGUGUUGCCCGGCUGGCCUCCUCCUCUAUGAGCCAGGAUAAGAGCGCAGAUGGAGUGUUUGCUCGGCCUCUGCCUCCAAGGUCCCUUAGGAAAACAAGCCAGCCUCAGUCCAUCUGCCCCACACCAGCAAAGAAGAGAGGGGUCCCGGACUACCUGGUGCACCCCGAGCGAUGGACCCACUACAAUCUGGAAGAUGUGGAAGAGACUAGCGACCAGGACAACAGAAAGGCGGCUCACCAAUUUCUGUCCAGUCUGCAGCAGAGGAAGCAGCAGCAGGAGAGCCAGAGUGAGCCUCCCUGUAACGCCCAGCAGAAGAUGCUCUUCUCCAGGCCCGGCCGGCUGCCAAAGGAGAAACCUUCUGAUCAGCCGUCGGCUGUCAGUGGCAAAGAGAAGGAGACACGGCUCAGUCAUCUAGUCGAGGAGGUCGAGGACGAGGAGGGCAGAGAGAAAGAGAUGGCUGGAAGAAGACAAACAGACCAGAGUGUCGAGAAAGCUGAGGAGGAAAGCGACCGCAGGGGAGCCGUCGGUCCACCAGUGGAGAAGAAACGGCUGCAGACAGAAACAUACGAGGAGGAGAAGAUGGAAGAGGCCAACCCAGCAUUUAUUCCCUUCAGGAAGACUAAGCGUGUGAACUACAGGCAGAGCUCUGGGCGAGACGACAACUGAGUACAACACCGCUCUGUGACGCCUCACAAUAAUAACGGCAGAUUCAAUAUAAUGGAAAGAAAAAAAGAAACAAGUACUGUUGUCUAUUCAAAUGUGCUGAUUUAACUGUUUUAAUCCAGUUCACACUCACCAAACCUGAACCUCCUGAAAACUAACAACACUUCCUGACCUCUGUGGUUGAACAUUUAAAGCGUCCUUUACCUCUAAACCCCCCCAACUCUUCCCAAGAGUGUAGUUGGGAGUGCGUUCUGCUGCACCUGCUACCACAUCCAACCGGGACAAAGAUUAAACUGUUCAUCCGAUGUCAGGCUAUGUAGCUUCCCAGCCAGUGAGAUUAGCAAGUUUGACAUCCAUGGCGGGGGAGUGUUUCGUUAGCUGGCCACUUGUGGGGUUUCAAUGUUAAAAUACCCUUUUGUGAUUCUCCUUAUUAAUAGAAAAAUACAGGAAACAUUCAAAGCGGAGACUGUUUCCACUUUGUCAUGUGGCUAACAUUAGCUUCAUUAACUAGCUGCUUCUGUGGCUAACAUUAGCACCCUGAUCUCCUGAUGCUGAAUCAUUUGUGAUAACGAAAUCUGUUUUCCACUAAAUGUUUUGGGAAAUGCGGUUUGGUUGUUUGUCAGUUUGAGGAGAAAGAAUGCGAAUGUGUAAAUCUGCUGCUGUAAUGGCUGCAAACGAAAGGUGUAAAGGGGAGGGGCUUAGAUAUCUAAAUGAGGCUAAAAGACCGAUAUGAAAAUUCAAUGACAUGUGGAACAUUGGGAAGCUUCAUUUUAGAAUAAAAGAAUUGGCAUGAGGUGUAAACAUCCUGUUGACAUGUAGUUGGUCAAACUGAGGAGGAAAAAAAGAUCUGUGUAGGGAAUUAAAACUUGCUGUCGAUAGUAAUUUGAUUUAUAUUCCCUUGUUGCAUGUUGUGUAUUUUCAAAUUGUCUCGAUUAAACUUUGAUUCAUUUUAUUUGGCGUACAGAAACAUUUUAGGCUGUUUUUUGUGUAAAAAAAAUCCCAACUGUUUCCACAUUGGGAAGUAUCGCAUAGAAAAGGUGUGUGGAAAUGAUGACCUGACUACAACAAUUGAAUGAAACCCGACUGGUAUCAUCACCCUGUCAUCCCAAAGGGAUAGCUGGUAUCAAAGAGAGUCAGGGUUUUAGCUACAGCACAGGAGCAAAGCUAUGAAGUGCUGCAGCAAGACUAUUUUAGACACAUGAAGCGGGGGGGGGGGGACAAAACGCACGCAAGUGACUGAUCAAGGUAUGUGAGAACAGAAUGCAGUAAGAUGGUCAGACAUUCUGUAUGGCUUGCAAUAUUUAAAAUGUUCAUAUUACAAGUUGUAAUUUAAUUAUACACAAUCCAAAGUUCUGCAUUAUGCAGCUUUUCACACAAAAAAACGCUCUGCGAAGUUGACACAAACAAGGGCUCAAUUCCGUCAGACAUAGAAAACAUUCUAAACGCAGAGACCUGUAGGUGUCUGACAGGCUGCUGCCUCUGUGCAGCAACACGGACCUAGCUCUGCUCCUGUGAAGGUUUCUCCCAUCUCCAUCUACUGCAGACCACGCAGAAUCCCUCAUACAACCACACAAAACGAUCCCGACUACCCCUUUAUCUCCACCUCUCAAGUCUUAUUGUAAAUAAACGUUGCAGUGUAA